AGCACCAGGCCUCUGCUGCAUGUUUAAGGAAGGACUCCUGGUGGGGAGAACCCAGGGAUCUGGAGGGAGGGAGGUAUUCCACGCCGAGGAAACAGCUCAUGCAAAGGUCCCCCCCAGCAAGCAAAUGCCCACCUCAGACACACACUCACGGAUGGCUAGUGUCGGAUAGCAUGAGGUUCGCAGGAAGGGGUUAGGAGAGCGCAGAGUCAAAGGCUGCAGUUGUACGCGGCCACCUUUUGUGGAGGGGUGGGGCAGUACUGUGGAUUGAGUCGAAGGCCUCACGCAUGCUAGUUCUCUGCCUCUGUCUGGCGCGUUCUAGACAGCUGCUCUCCAACUGAGCUGGGCACCUGCCUGUCUUUUUACUUUUUGAGACAGGGUCUUAGUAAAAUGCUCACGCCAGCCUUGAAACAAGGCCAGCUUCAACCUUCAUCCCUCCUGCCUCAGGCUCCUUGAUAACUGGGGUGACAGGCCUGCAUUACCAGUCCCCACUAAAAGCUAAAAGGGACAGGAACCCAGAGGCUGGAGGUUCUCAAGCUCUGUGCCCCAGGGGGCAGGAGGGGCUAGGAAGUGAGGAAAUCAGAGAGGAAGCCAGUAAGGCAUUCCUUAUGGUGGAGGCAAGGCCUGUACAAAGGCAGCUGAGGUUCUGACACUGUCCGGAUCCUACGUGCACUUCGAAGCUUGAAAGCCUAGUUGCGUCCCUUCGCUGUCCAUCCAGGGCCCAAGCGGAGAUCUGCGGCCGCGCCACUUGUUACCAACCCUGCCACAGGCAUGAGGGGUCCCCGGCCGAGAUGACAGUGCUGGUGCCAGCCUGGAGCCCGAAUUCCUCCCUGUUGCUGCUGCUGCUGCUGCUGAGCCCUUGCCUGCGGGGGACACCUGACUGUUACUUCAGCCACAGUCCCAUCUCCUCUGACUUCCAAAGGACGAUUAGCAAGUUGACUGACUACCUGCUUAAAGAUUACCCAGUCACUGUGGCCACCAAUCUUCAGGACGAGAACCACUGCAAGGCCUUGUGGAGCCUCUUCCUGGCCCAUCGCUGGAUAGAGCAACUGAAGGCCGUGGCAGGCUCUAAAAUGCAAAAGCUUCUGGAGGCUGUCAAUACAGAGAUACAUUUUGUCACCUCGUGUACCUUCCAGCCCCUACCAGAGUGCCUUCGCUUUGUGCAGACCAACAUCUCCCACCUGCUGCAGGACACAUGCGCACAGCUGUCUGCUCUGAAGCCCUGUAUCGGGAAGGCCUGCCAGAACUUCUCCCGGUGCCUGGAGGGUCUCAUUAUGCAGGUUAGGCAGACACUGAACUCAAAGCAAUCCUCCUGCCUCAGUGUCCUGAGUGCUGGGAUUUCAGACCCCUCCACCCCGCUGCCCCCGAGGAGUCCUGUAGCCCUCGAAGCCACCGAGCUUCCAGAGCCACGGUCUGGGCAGCUGUCGCUCCUGCUGCUGCUGCUGCCUCUCACGCUGGUGCUGCUGGCAGCUGCCUGGGGCGUUCGCUGGCAAAGGGCGAGGAGGAGGGUGGAGCUCCGCCCUGGGGUGCCCCUCCCCUCCCAUCCGUAGGAUGUGAGCCGUGUGCAUCCCUGACUCAGCCAGGGUCUUUCUCCUCUUUCUCGAUGAGGUCUCAGUAUGUUGCCCAGACUGACCGUGAAUACCUUGAUGAGCCUUCCUGCUCCAGUCUUCCAAACAGCUGGGCUCACGGGACACCGUAUGAACAUGGCUUCGCUUUUCUUCUUUCUUGGUGCUAGAGUUGGGAGCUCAAGCAAGGAAGAAGCUAGGCACAUGCUGCGCUGGCUUACAUCCCAACCCAGAGGACGCUCCGUCUGGGCGUGGCAAUGGACAUGUGUAAUUCCAGUGCUCCUGGAUUGGAGAUGCUGGUACUGGAGGAUACUGACUUUAAGGAAAACAGAGAGGAAGAAGGCGGCUGCACUGUGGCCCUGUGUGGUUGCUUCUGUCACCUCCACCCCUUAAAAUAAAAACAACUGCUGGGUA
Molecule: messenger RNA, 1976 nt
Organism: Apodemus sylvaticus (European woodmouse)
Lineage: Eukaryota; Metazoa; Chordata; Mammalia; Rodentia; Muridae
Gene: Flt3lg
Product: fms related receptor tyrosine kinase 3 ligand
Exons: 10
Coding region: 789-1547 (252 amino acids)
Biological process (GO): positive regulation of cell population proliferation
Cellular component (GO): membrane; cell surface
Molecular function (GO): cytokine activity; receptor tyrosine kinase binding
Source: RefSeq, a predicted model, not a curated record